Messenger RNA from Amaranthus tricolor (Joseph's coat), 4355 nucleotides. Its product is annotated as serine/threonine-protein kinase D6PKL2-like. Gene Ontology annotation, cellular component: nucleus; plasma membrane; cytoplasm. Gene Ontology annotation, biological process: protein phosphorylation. The coding region runs from base 443 to 3781 and encodes 1112 amino acids. The transcript has 3 exons. Gene Ontology annotation, molecular function: ATP binding; protein serine/threonine kinase activity. Lineage: Eukaryota; Viridiplantae; Streptophyta; Magnoliopsida; Caryophyllales; Amaranthaceae. The record is from RefSeq and is a predicted model, not a curated record.
AGCCAGUAUGGAAAGAGGAAACUCACUGAAAUCUUAGUGCAUCCCCAUUAAUCUCCUCUUCUUCUUCUUCAAUUCAUCAUUUUCCCUCUCUUCAAAUCCCUUCCUUUCUCUCUCUAAAAACUCUUAUUUUGUUUUGGAUUAGGGUUUUUUUUUUUUUUUUUUUUUUUAAUUAAUUUUCAUUCUUUUUGUUUAUUGCCCUUUUUCAUUCAAUACUAUCAUCAACAUCUCAAGCUAGAUUUUUCCUCAUCUUUGUACUAAUUCAGGAUUAUCACGUGCUGAGAGAGCUAACUUGAAGAAUAUGCACUAUUCGAAUGUUUAGACUUUCGGAUACUGCAUUGGGUUUCAAAUAGAUCUCUAUUUUAAGUUUUAUGAUGCUUCCUUUCAAGUAGAUCGGUAGGCAACACCUCUUGUGCUCAUUCCUGUGCCAUACUUAUCAUUCAGUAUGGCGCACAUGAGUAUGUUUUCUGGUAAUUGCGAAAUUGUCGAAAUAGAGGAGGAAUUGAACUCAGGAGAGAAUUAUAAAGGUAAAAACUAUACAAAACUGGAAUCUAAAAGAGAAGAAAAGGGCAGGAGAUCUUUUUCCUCACAUACCGGGAACAUAAACUCGUUAGAGGAUGACCUCAACCAGCUCUUUGAGAUGUUUAAUCGCAGAGCUUCAUCUCAUGAGUACUCUCGUCGAAGCCAAGGCAGCACAUCGAAGAAGAAUGCGUCAAAAAAGCCCAUCAAAACAAGUGGAUACUAUUCACCUGGACACGGAAUUUCAGAACGUGUUAAUCUUAAGCAGGCACUUAGGGGGUUAUGCCUUUCUCAGGCAUCAGAGAUGGCAGCACUGAAACGAUCUUCAAAAGCAGCUGGCUCUUCAGAAGCUGGGCGGAUAAUGACUAUGUACCAAAACGUUGUCGAAGACAGUGUCUCUGAUCAAUUUCAAGACGAGGGUCGAGGGGGCAUGCUUGAAAUAUCGCUUGUCCCCAAGGAAAAAACUGUUGACGUUUUUGGCAACGUUUCUCAGAAAUCUCCAGUGUCAGAUAUGUGGCUUUCUGACCGAAGUUCUUUUUCUGAAAGAGGUGCCGGGUUUUCCCCAAUGUCUAAUCAAAGAGGGUUUGCGUCAAAGGACGCUGACAAUCGAGUACCAAAGCCUGAGAACCCUUCAUCUAAAUCGUCUCCAUCUUAUACGCAUGUUGAUGACAGCAUUCCUGAUGUGGGUCCUAGAAAUUUGACUCAGAGAGGAAGUACUACACCAUCAACUGUAAUGAAGAAUCAAACAUCAGUCGCUGAUAUAUUGCAGCAGAAGCCGAAGUUUACGCUUGCUUCAUCCUCUCCAACUUCUAAACAUAGCAUACGAGAGGUGCCAAUAAACUCAUCGCACAAAGAAAAGUAUGCAUCUCCCAAGUCUUCAUCGUGUUCUAGCUAUGGAAGAAGCUCUCCGGAGCCUAACCAGAAAUUUCCAGCAAAUAAGGAGAUGUUUACAGUGUCAGCAGGCACAGGGACUCAAAUGUCAAAGUUUGAUAUGAGGCAUAAGGAGGAAAAUGCUUUUUUGUCGAGUCGAUUUGAUAAUCAUGACAAGUCCGAGGAGCAUAUCAAUAGCACUACGACUGAGAAAGGAACAUCCUCUGCCUCAGCUGAGCUUGCCAGUCAAACUUCUCCGACAGAGUCAUUGAAAAAGCGGGACAUCUUGAGGAAAAUGGUAGAGGAAAAGUUGAUGACUACUGUGUCGACAGGAUCCGGGAAUCAAAAGGUACUUGCAAUGCAUAAGGAUGAGUAUGCACCCACAUGUUCUCCACGUCGUUCAGAUCUUGGUGAUAAAGGUGUGGGUGAUGGCAAUAGUAACAUAACCUCUAAUAAGUCGGCAAGCAAAGAGUCCGCUGGAAAGUUAGCAAAAGUAGAAGGUAAAGACUUAGGCUUGAAAAUGGGAAAGAAAAUGAGUUCAAAGACGGUGUCCUCAACCGGCUCUUCAAAGGGUAACAAAUCAAGCAAAUCUUAUAGAAAUGGCCAACAUUUUGUGAAACCUCUUAUCAAGACCAAGAAUUUUGUUAAGAGGAAACACAAGAAGAAGAUGAGUUCGGAUAAUAGCUCAAAAAAUGUGCAAAGUGAAUUUAACAACGACUUGUAUUCAGGCCCAAAUCCAAUUGUGUGUCCAAGAUGCCAGUGUGUAGUUACCGAAGCCUGGAGAGAAGCCAAUGAAGAAUCUUCUGUAUCUCAUCCGGAAUCUCCGGUAACCCAACAAGAAUCUCCUCCACCCCAUCACGAGUCUCUUGGGUUGAUUCAGGACUCGCCCAUAUCACCUUUUGCUAGUCUUAGCGCUGAGGUCAGCUCUGGCAAUGUUAUUUCAGAUGUUAGCGUACUCGGACCGAGUUCUGAUGGCUCGAACAAUUCGAAAGCUGUCAUUUUGGAGUCUAGUAGCAACUCAAAGUCGAAAUACAAAGGGGAAUUUACGCAGAGUUCAAAAGACAGCCCUGGUGAAUGCAGUAGUAGCACAAGUAUGAGUGAAGAAAGUAAUAUAAGCAGAACCAGCUUUUGUGAUCGGCCGCACAUGUCAAAGGAUGUAAGAUGGGAAGCGAUUCGUCAUGUGAGGUAUCAGCAUGGAACUCUUGGGUUGAGAAAUUUCAAUCUUUUGAAGAAGCUUGGUUGUGGAGACAUUGGAACCGUAUAUCUCGCUGAGCUCAUUGGUACAGACUGUCAAUUCGCUAUCAAGGUCAUGGACAAUGAAUUCUUGGCUAGGAGGAAUAAGAUAUCAAGGGCACAAACUGAGAAGCAGAUACUGAGAAUGCUGGAUCAUCCGUUUCUCCCUACGUUAUACUGCCAGUUUACAUCAGAUAACUUGUCAUGUUUGGUUAUGGAGUAUUGCCCUGGAGGUGAUUUACAUGUUCUCCGUCAGCGACAGCCUGGAAGAUGUUUUACAGAACAAGCUGCAAGAUUCUAUGUUGCUGAAGUCCUCCUUGCACUGGAGUACCUCCACAUGCUUGGAGUUGUCUAUCGAGACUUGAAGCCUGAAAACAUUCUAGUCCGAGAAGAUGGGCAUAUCAUGCUCUCCGACUUUGACCUCUCCCUUCAAUGUGCUGUAAGUCCAACUCUUCUUGUCUCGGCAACGACGUCAGAGACAACCUCGAGAAAGGUCUCUGGUCCAUGCUCGGAUUCACGCUGUGCACAGCCUCUCUGCAUUGAACCUUCCUGCCAAGUAACGUGCUUUACUCCUAGACUUCUAGCCUCUUCCAACAAAUCUUCCAAAUUACGGAAGAUGAAAUCCGAUGUUGCUGCAGAGAUGAGACCACUGCUGCAGUUAGUAGCAGAGCCCACCGCAGCAAGGUCCAAUUCUUUCGUGGGUACCCACGAAUAUUUAGCCCCGGAAAUCAUCAAAGGAGAAGGUCAUGGAAGUGCCGUUGAUUGGUGGACUUUCGGUAUUUUCCUUUACGAACUUCUGUAUGGUAGAACACCGUUUAAGGGAGCUGGGAAUGAAGAAACCCUGGCUAAUGUAGUACUACACAGCCUGAAAUUCCCUGAUAGUCCACUGGUUAGCCUUCAAGCUAGAGAUUUAAUUGCUGCCCUUCUCGUGAAAGAGCCAGAAAACCGCUUGGGGACUGAAAGAGGUGCUGCCGAGAUAAAACAGCACCCAUUUUUUGAGGGACUGAACUGGGCGUUGAUUCGAUGUGCUAUACCCCCAGAGCUUCCCGAAUAUCGAAGCUAUGGGAUUCCGAAAGUGACAGUUCAUGAAAAGAACAACAAAUACGCAGAGUAUAGUUCUGGUUCCGGUUCUGCAGAGCAUUUGGAGUUCGAGGUGUUUUAGCGAGACUCCAUUCCACAUAAUGUUUGUAUCCAAGUAUAGCCCUCAAUCCUCAUAAUGUAAAUUCUGUUAUAUGGUACAGUCUUCUUUUUUACUGAGAAGAGGUGAUUAUGAGUCAUCUUUUUGAGUCAAAAAUUGACAAAUUAUUUGAGAAAUUAGCAAUAAUAUGUUGUUAAGCCGGCGAGUUAUUGACCCUUGUUGAGGUCAUACACAACCAAUGUUGUCCAAUUCUAAAUAUUAUUAGUAUCCUUUCCGCAUUAUAUUUUUUAUCUUAUGUGUGGCCGAAACAGAAAAAUUAGACCGUCUAGCUUGGUUUAGCGCUGAAAUUUGAUCCGAGAUUAUAGAAUCAAAACUCCGUUAAAGGCUCUUAAGACAAUUCUCGGUCUGGUAAGACAUUUCUCGAACAUGAGCUGUACUUGGACGAGCUAGCAUCUGAGUUUUGUCACUGGAAUCUGUAAAAACAUGAGCUUAUGAACCCUGCACUCUUGCCUUGUGCAGACCAUGCUUAUAUAUUGUUGUCUUGCUGGCAUGCUGUCCUCCUUGUGCAGAUUUUAUAGUUUUUCAAAGAAGAGAAAAG